AGUAGCAGCAACUGUUUUAAAGACUGGAGCUGGUCGGCAGUCUGCCGCAUACAUAAGUUUUCACUUCACGCAAAUAAGUUAACGUAGGUGACGUAAAAGAGUGUAAGUGAAACGAAUCGGUAUUUGAUAGGAUUUUGGUGUUAGGUAUACUUUAGCUGCGUGUUAUACUUUUAGUUUGUUCGACGUUAAACAACUUUGACGAGCCGAGCCCAAGGGCUCAGGCUGGUUGUAGAUGGAUCACUCGACUACUCGGGUUACGGCGAGUGAGCUCAUUUUGGCCUUCCUUCAAGAGGGCCAUGAAAGCGCAAGCUACAUGAAGGAGCUUCACUCGCUGGGCGAACAGUUCAAGUUUUCUUGGGACAUCAAUAGCAAUGGGCACGACGCACAUAACCUGGAUAAUGGAGAGCUUGAAACUGAUGGUUAUCAUCCAAGCAACAUCGGAGUCUUUAUGCAGGAUCUUCACCCCAUAGUGGAUCUACAGAUCCGGGGAAAUCAUGAACAGGCUGCAGCUGUUCUUGAGGUUGCACGAGCGUUGGGAGAAAUCGCUGCCCAGUUUGAAGACAGAAUUGUGACUGAAGCUACCAGGAACCUGAGCAAUAACAUAUCAACCUCCCCUCUUCAAAAAUGGAAGGACUACCUUGCCUUUGAGGUAGAGAGGGUGAUGAUGCGUGGGGUAGGUCCUGACCUACCCCGGGAGAGAGUCAUCAUAGCCCUUGCACUCACGCUGGUGAAGAGGGUGUGCGUGCAGACCCCACAGAGGUUGAGAAACCUUUUCCACACCGCCCUGCAGUACAUCAACACUGCAUGGGCUUUGUGACUGAAGAAAAGCUGUCUCUAAGGAAAUGACAGUUACAUCUGAAACUGCAGUUUGCGUCUCAUGAUUAGCCAACUGUGAGUUUGCUACCACUGGCACGUCAACAAACACUUCUGAAGAACAAAAUGAAAGCGUUAAACAUGAUACUUGAAUUUCAUUAUUCCUUUUGUUUACUAUUGCUUAAGUGUUAUUUUUCUUUAAUACUUAAAUGUUUACUUUAUGUUGCUUAUAUAAGUAGCAUGAUUAAAGUUU
Molecule: messenger RNA, 1066 nt
Organism: Pelmatolapia mariae (spotted tilapia)
Lineage: Eukaryota; Metazoa; Chordata; Actinopteri; Cichliformes; Cichlidae
Product: BH3-interacting domain death agonist-like
Exons: 4
Coding region: 233-817 (194 amino acids)
Biological process (GO): positive regulation of intrinsic apoptotic signaling pathway; apoptotic mitochondrial changes; positive regulation of release of cytochrome c from mitochondria
Cellular component (GO): cytosol; cytoplasm; mitochondrion
Source: RefSeq, a predicted model, not a curated record